Lonchura striata (white-rumped munia) is the source of this 3072-nucleotide messenger RNA. RefSeq names its product ring finger and WD repeat domain 3 (gene RFWD3). Gene Ontology annotation, molecular function: protein binding; ubiquitin-protein transferase activity. Gene Ontology annotation, cellular component: nucleus. Gene Ontology annotation, biological process: interstrand cross-link repair; protein ubiquitination. The record is from RefSeq and is a predicted model, not a curated record. NCBI's taxonomy places the organism in Eukaryota, Metazoa, Chordata, Aves, Passeriformes, Estrildidae.
GGGGCGGCGCGGCGCUCGAGCGGGCGGUUGGGCCCGGUGGAGAAAUGGCUCAAGAAGAGAUGGAAGUUGAUCUCCAACCAGUGGCUGGUUACUCAGUGGAGACCCUCCAGACACUCCCCCCGGAGCCCUCUGCUCACACAGCGCUCUCGUCCCACGUUCCUGUGCUCGGGGAAGGAGGAGGCAGCGCUGCAGCCCUUCCUGCUGAGGAUGCUGUUGUCACAGCCAGUGCAGGUGCAGGGGAAGCACCUGCAGAGCCUGACCUGCAGACGGGUCCUGCCACGGCCCCCAGUGGGCAGCAGAGGCUACAAGGGACGUUGGAUCAGUACCAACCACUGCCCGUGCCACAGCUCACACAGCACCCGCCAGUGAGGAGAGCUCGCAGGCAGCAGAGAAUUGGUGGUUCCCAGAGGACAAUCAGUGCCAGGGCAGCAUUGGACCAUUACUUUCAAGUCAGUAGGACCCAAGAGCCAUCUGCAGGGCCAGUUCCACACCCGGAGUUCCCCACUAUUGUGAGGGAUACCCAGGCACAGCACCCAGUCGAGACAAUAGAAGUGAGUGACUCUGACAGCAGCACUUCUGAAGAGGCGGAGGAAACAGUGGAGGCAGCAGCACCACUGUUACCAUCAGCCCAGGAGACUCCUCCAGCAGCAGGCUCAGGAGUUUCCAGUCAGGUCCAAGCAGAACCAUCUCAAGCUUUGUCUCAAGCUUCUGCAGAACAUGAAAAUCAUGAAGAUGAACCUGAAGUCCAGCAAAAGCAAACAACUCCAUUAAAGAAACUGGAGUCAUCAGUUCCUGUUGCACAUCAGGAUGAGGAGGAAGGAGAUACCUGUGCGAUCUGCUUUGAGCAGUGGACCAACGCUGGGGACCACCGCCUGUCUGCGCUGCGGUGUGGGCACCUCUUUGGCUACACCUGCAUUGAGAGGUGGCUCAAGGGACAGGCAGGGAAGUGUCCUCAGUGCAAUAAGAAGGCCAAGCGUUCCGACAUCGUGGUCCUGUAUGCCCGCACGCUGAAAGCGCUGGACACCAGUGAGCAGGAGCGCAUGAGAAGCUCUUUAGAAAAGGAGCAAAUAUUGCGGAGACAGGCAGAGCUGGAAUCUGCACAGAGCCGUCUCCAGCUCCAGGUUCUGACAGGUGAAUGCAGAAAGCUCCGCAAGCAAGUUCAGGAGCUGAAGGCUCUGGUGGCCCAGUACAAUGUGAGCACUUUGCAGCAGCCUGGCAGCUCCCACACCUGCCUCCCAAGCAGCCUCCCUUCCAGCCAAAGCCAGCGCAAGUACCACUUGGAAAAGGUUUUUUUGGUGUCUCAGACUGGCAACUGCAGAGUGAUGGCAUACUGUGACUCACUGAGUUGUCUUGUGGUAUCACAGCCUUCUCCACAGUCUACCUUUAUUCCUGGCUAUGGUGUUAAGAUGAUGAGCUUGGCCAACCUGAAGAGCAGUCAGUACAUCCCCAUCCACAGCAAACAGAUUCGGGGCCUGGCCUUUGGCACUCGAGCUGAUGGUUUGCUGCUCUCUGCUGCCCUGGACAACACUCUCAAACUCACCAGCUUGGCAACAAACACUGUGGUGCAGACAUACAAUGCUGGCCGUCCUGUGUGGAGCUGCUGCUGGUGUCUUGAUGAUACAAACUAUGUCUAUGCUGGAUUGGUCAAUGGCUCUAUCAUGAUAUAUGAUCUGAGAGACACAAACUCUCAUGUCCAAGAACUGGUUCCUCAGAAGUCAAGGUGCCCCAUGGUGUCGCUGUCCUACCUGCCCCGGAUGGCCUCAGCGUCGCUGCCUUAUGGUGGGAUAUUGGCUGGGACCUUGGAAGGAGCCUGCUUUUGGGAACAGAAAGCUGGCAACUCCUACCAGCCUCAUCACCUGCCCCUGGAACCCGGAGGUUGCAUCGAUCUCCAAACAGAGAUCAACACGCGGCACUGCCUGGCAACGUACAGGCCUGGUAAAAAUAACCCAUGUAUGCAUUGUGUGAUGAUGGAACUGACUUGCAGCCCACUGACAGAAGGCUCAGAAGAUGUGGUGUGUUCUUCUAACCCAGUUCAGACUUUCAGUGCUGGUCCCACUUGCAAGUUGCUGACCAAAAGUGCCAUUUUUCAGAGCCCAGAGGAUGAUGGGAGUGUCUUUGUGUGUGCUGGUGAUGAGGCAUCCAAUUCUGCUCUGCUCUGGGAUGCUGGAAGUGGUUCCUUGCUUCAGAGGCUGCCAGCUGACCUGCCUGUGCUGGAUAUCUGCCCCUUGGAAGUGAACCAAAGCCACCUCUUGGCUACUCUGACAGAGAAGAUGGUGAAGAUCUAUAAAUGGCAGUGAGCUGUUCCUAUGUUUGCCACAGACUGUCCAAAUAAUGCUGCUGAUAACCCUACACAACUGUUCAGUCCUGCACUUGCUGCUUACAGGAGACAGGGUCCAUUACAGCACCUUUCUGGUGGGAAGGAACUGGGAUAUGCUGGUGCCCAGAGCAAUUCCUUUCUUCUUCUGUAUUCCUCUUUAGGCCUGCCCUUAUUUCUUCUUCUGUCCUUUUUUUAGUCAAACUCCACAAGCUGCCUCAGCACAGCAAUAGUUCCUGAAGUGUCUCCAGUGUGUUACUGCACUUUUUUUUUUCCACUGUGCAUACAGCACAGGGAAUUUCAAAUCUCUGCUACUAAUGAAUAAAAUAAGAGGAGCUUGAAGACCUGAGACUCUCACUGCACUUUCUUGUGGAAGCUUGCCAUGACUACUGGGUGAUGAAAAGGCAUCUUGUAGCAUUGCUGAUACAGUGUGAAAGCAAGUUCACUGCACACUUCCAGUGGGAAGCACACUCCCAGUGUUCUGUUGAAGGUCUAGGGUCAGUUAGCAGUUAUUCCCCAACAAGGAUGGAUCCUGUUUUGGGGCCAUGGAGAGAACAGGCUUGAAAAAUCUACAGAGAAUCUUUUCCCUUCAUAAUUUUUUCCCAUUAACAUAUAAUUUGCACUGUAAUUCCCUAAUUCUCUGCCUUUCCCUUCUCUCUUUCCUGCUUUACCUGCAACAAACUUGGACAGUUUGGUUGUGGAAAAUAAAAAUAGUACUGGAGAAGUACAAGUAAAGAGGGAGAUGAUUCUUGUACUGC